This is a messenger RNA of Mugil cephalus (flathead mullet), 2510 nucleotides long. It is a transcript of the gene mipb, whose product is annotated as major intrinsic protein of lens fiber b. Lineage: Eukaryota; Metazoa; Chordata; Actinopteri; Mugiliformes; Mugilidae. Bases 461 to 1252 code for a protein of 263 amino acids. Gene Ontology annotation, biological process: transmembrane transport. The record is from RefSeq and is a predicted model, not a curated record. Gene Ontology annotation, cellular component: plasma membrane. The transcript has 4 exons. Gene Ontology annotation, molecular function: water channel activity.
CCCCUCCGUCAGAGAGGCUAAAAGGUCCACUGGACACUGUCUAUCCCCGUCUCUACUUUAGAAACACCCCUUUAGCAUUGAUGCCCACCUCCUCUUGACAACUCAUCCCACCUGAGAUCUCCACCCGCACUCCCUCACUAUCUCACACCUAUGUCUUUGCGACAGGUGGACAGAGGUGGCAAGCGAAGUUGACUUUACCAGCUGAGUUCGCGGUUCGGUAAAGAUCUGUCGCGUGGAUUCGUCUAUUGAAAUCCUUUUUUUUUGUGUGUGUUUGAACUGACUCCUUGGGUGCUUUUGGUCAGCCUACUCAGCUGACUACAAAAGCGAGAUCAUUUUUUGGGUUACUUUUUUUUCUACGUUCGAAGAGGACUGAAAAGGCAAAACCCUUUUCUAAGCUCACACAGAUUUCUUUUCAAAGAAUUGUCUUCAUCUGGUGGAGAGGUUCAAUUCAAAAGGCACCAUGUGGGAGUUCCGGUCUAUGAAUUUUUGGCGGGCGGUCUUUGCAGAGUUCUUCGGGACCAUGUUCUUCGUAUUUUUUGGCAUGGGUGCUGCUCUGCGCUGGACCACGGGCCCUCAUCAUGUCCUUCAUGUGGCCCUGUGCUUUGGACUGGCAGCUGCCACCCUCAUCCAGUCCAUUGGCCACAUCAGCGGCGGCCACAUCAACCCUGCCGUAACCUUUGCCUACCUUGUUGGCUCACAGAUGUCUCUUUUCCGCGCCAUUUUCUACAUUGCUGCCCAGUGCCUGGGAGCUGUAGCUGGGGCUGCCGUGCUGUACGGCGUCACGCCUGGCAACAUGAGGGGAAACAUGGCGAUGAACACGCUGCAGCCUGGCAUCAGCCUGGGGAUGGCCACCACCGUGGAGGUUUUCCUCACCAUGCAGCUCGUCGUCUGCAUCUUCUCUGUGACUGACGAGAGGAGGAACGGCCGUUUGGGAUCUGCUGCCCUCUCCAUCGGCUUCUCUGUCACCAUUGGACAUCUCAUGGGGAUGUACUACACCGGUGCUGGCAUGAACCCUGCUAGGUCCUUCGCCCCCGCCAUACUCUUCAGAAACUUUAUCAACCACUGGGUGUACUGGGUCGGGCCUAUGAUAGGAGGAGCCAUGGGCGCCCUCCUGUACGAUUUCAUGCUGUUCCCACGCAUGAGGGGUCUGUCCGAGCGCCUGGCCACACUGAAGGGCAGCCGGCCCCCAGAGAGCGAGACCCAGCAGGACACCCGCGGGGAGCCCAUCGAGCUCAAGACGCAAGCCCUAUAAACCGGCCCCUGCCCCCUUCUCUGACUGGGGCCGAGGGACGAGGAAUGAGGGACAAGGCCCUGAGCUACACCAACACCACCUCCACUGCCCCCACCCCAAUGCCUUCACACACCAUCGCACUAUACUAAUCUAAAUACUCGCUCGUAGACUAACACAUAAUACGAUUUUCAACUGUAAAAAACCGACGCAUGUACAGGUUCACCCUCUUCAACCUCAACACACAACAAGACUCCUCUACCCCCAGUCCUCACUCUGUAUUCUGAACUGGACAUUGUGUUUUUGAUAAAUGGUGACCAGAGCCUGAACCAGUAGCCGUCUCGUCUCUCCCUUCCUGCCCGCUUCCUCCUUCUGUCUGCCAGGCCUUCGUCUGCAAAGCAGUGAUGCUUGGAAAACCCUGAAAUCCAGCAGAGGGGUUAGGGGAGGCGGGUACUGCAGAGGGAGAGAGAGUGGAGGCAGGACGGAGGGUGAGGCAGGGAUGUGGGUAUGAUAUGAGAAGGGAAAGAGGGCAUGGGGCAGGAGUGGGUGGAGUGGAGGGGUGAGGGUCGGGGUGUGGGUAGGACAGAGAGGGCAACACUCUGGGUUUGUGGUCAUUUCAAGUUGGGUUAGACCAGUGAAGAUGGGCAUGCUUUUCAUUAUUCACCAGAAUUUAUCUCCAUUUUAGUUUUUUGUUUUGUUUUCUGCACUUCAGACUCAAGAUGUGGAUGUAUGACACCAUUAGAUUUGACCAGGGUUUCAGUAUUUUCACUCACUACAUUUUAUCUGUGGGUUUGUGCUUGUGUGUGCGUGGACACCUCUGCAGCAUGUGUGUGUGUGUGUGUGCGUGUGUGUGUGCGUGCGCGUGCGUAUGCAUGCGAGUGAGCGCGUGCAUGUGUGUGCGCGCCCGCCCGUGCGUAUGAGUGUGUUUGCAAGUGAGUGGGUGUAUAUGUGUGUACGUGUGUGAUCACGAUUUGCAGAUACAGUACUUUUUAUUUCGUUUUUAUUUCCAUUACCGCUCUCCUGUCUCGUACCAACAACUGUGUUCAUUUCGUCAUCAAUUUUUAAAGAUCAUUUCUCCUCCCCUCACUGUGCUAUUUGCUAUGAUAUCCAUUUUUACAUAAACCAUCUGCUUUUUCUGUUCUGAACCAGCGCAAUCCAAAGCAAUGUUGUAUCCCAGACUUCAGUAGUAGGUCUGCAGAUCGGCUGUGCGAGCUUUACAUCGAGUCUCCUUUUAUUAUUUGAUCCUUACUGGGAGCACAAGGCGUUUCAAUAAAACUUUCAA